AUGGAAGCAGAGGAAGAUCUCCACAUGAAUAAUGGUGUUGGCCAAACUAGCUAUGCAAAUAACUCCACUCUUCAAAGAGUGAUGAUAUCAACUGCGAAACAAACUCUGAAAGAAAGCAUUACUGAAGCUUAUUGUAACAACAAAGCGUUCCCAGAGUGUUUAAGAAUAGCGGACUUGGGUUGCUCCUCAGGCCCCAACACACUAAUUGUGGUGUCCGAUAUUCUUGACAUCAUCGAAUCCAUAUGCACCCAAUCCUUGAACAAGAAAAACCUACCUCGAGCCUUCCAAGUUUUCCUCAACGAUCUUCCUGGGAACGAUUUCAACACCAUCUUCCAAUCUCUUUCGAGCUUCUAUGAAAGGCUAAAGAAAGAAAAAGGCGACAAGUUUGAGCAUUGCUUCAUCGCAGCUUCACCGGGGAGUUUCUAUGGGAGGCUUUUCCCUAAUAAUUCAAUGCAUAUUGUUCAUUCUUCUAGUAGUUUGCAUUGGUUGUCACAAGUUCCAAAGGAGUUAGUAAAUAAACAAACAAGAGAAGCAUAUAACAAAGGAAACAUUUGUGUUUCAAACACAAGUCCUCCUAUGGUUUUCAAAAUAUAUUUGGAGCAAUUUCAAAAGGAUUUCACAAAUUUCUUAAGAUGUCGUUCUGAAGAAAUUGUCAAUGGUGGUGUUAUGGUAUUUACAAUUAUUGGCAGUACUAAAAGUGAUUCUCCUCAGAGUAUUUUGGAAAUAUUGGGAAGAGCAUUGAAUGACAUGGCCAUGCAGAAUAUAAUUGAAGAAGAAAGCUUGAACAAUUUCAACAUGCCAUUAUAUUGUCCAAGUGAAAGGGAAGUGAGAAAUGUGAUUGAAGAAGAAGGCUCAUUCUUUCUACAUAAGCUGAAUAUUUUUGAGACUACUUGGGAUGCAGGUUUCACUACUCAUCAAAAUAAUAAUAAUAAUUACAAUAAUAAUCUAAUUGAGAGAGGAAAAUAUGUUUCUGAUUACAUGAGAGCAGCUAUGGAGUCUAUUUUGGUGAAACAAUUUGGAGAAACUAUAAUUGAUGAAUUAUUUAAGAGGCUUGCUAAUAAGGUCAUUGAGUCCAUGACCAAAGAAAAUUGGCAAUACAAGAACUUGGUUAUUUCUUUGAUUAAGAAAUAAUUAAGUAUAUAAUCUUACUUAAUGAACUAUAGCUAGCUACUCUGAGAUUUGUUAUUCAUCAGUUGUUUGUUUGUGUGUUUUUGUAUGAGAAUUUAUUAAGUGUAUUUGUAAUAUUUUCACUAAAAUUCGUGACACUAAUUAAAAUAAAAAAAAGUUAUGAAAGUUUAAUUGGAGAAACUAUAAUAAUAGAUGAAUUAUUUAAGAGGUUUGUAAAUGAACUUGGUUAUUUUUUUUUAUUAUUAUGUUGAGUGUACACUAUCAAAGUUCUGCAUUGUUUAGAAAUGAGAAUCAAUUGGUAUGAAGUCUUUUGGGUAGAAUACAAAAGCAAAUUCAUGAGAGUUUGGACCCAUAUUGAUGUAGAGAUUUAUGGUGUCUAACGUCUUAACAAUACGAGCAUUACUAUUAGGCACCUGCUUAGCACUUUCUCGACAUGUUGCGUUGCGAUUAGCUAACGAUACUCCUUAAAAGCUAUUAUAUUAAACUAUAUGGCCAUAUAAGAAAAAGUCUUUAACAUAGGAAGAUGGUAGGCACUACUGGUGUACUUUAUCAUUUCUCUAACAAUAUAUAUCUAAUGAGAAUUGCUAAAAAACACUAUUGAUGCUUAGCACUCUUUUCGGUGUCAUACUGUUAUUAGUGUAAUUAAAUAUCGGAUCCCAUAUAAAUUUUUAAAAUAAUUUUUUGAAAAUAUCGCUACCUAGUUAUAAAGUAUCACAUAAAAAGUGUUCGACAAUACUAGUGUCUAAUAGCAAUGCUAUAUAUCU
This is a messenger RNA of Cannabis sativa, 1892 nucleotides long. RefSeq names its product probable caffeine synthase MTL2. Bases 1 to 1131 code for a protein of 376 amino acids. Gene Ontology annotation, molecular function: S-adenosylmethionine-dependent methyltransferase activity. NCBI's taxonomy places the organism in Eukaryota, Viridiplantae, Streptophyta, Magnoliopsida, Rosales, Cannabaceae. Gene Ontology annotation, biological process: methylation. The transcript is spliced from 4 exons. The record is from RefSeq and is a predicted model, not a curated record.